Molecule: messenger RNA, 4494 nt
Organism: Mesorhabditis belari
Lineage: Eukaryota; Metazoa; Nematoda; Chromadorea; Rhabditida; Rhabditidae
Source: the annotation of a GenBank genome assembly
AUGCUUGGGCGGGUUUUACCGUUACUUUUCUUUGUGGUGGCGGUGAGUGAAGCCGAGGAGACGGUUGCCGCUCAUUUAACCACUGAUGAUGCUGGCUAUCUAACAGUGAUUCAAGGCUUCGCUACUCAAUUACAAUGUCUUGUUGAUACAUGCACGGAUAAGGUUCUCUGGUAUAAAGACGAUAUUCUUUUGUUUAAUGGAACCGAAUUUCAAAAAGAUUCUCAUUUGGAUGAGGCUGCUUUCGUGCUCAAUCACAAUGCAGACAUUGAUGAGAAAAGGGGUUGCAGAGAUGAGUGCAAGUCGUCAAGCGAUUGCGAAACGGGAUUCUCUUGUAUAGAGAAUCAGUGUUGUGCUUGUAAAAGAGAAGACUACUCACUAGUCUUGAGAAAUCUCACUUUCGAGGAUAGCGGGCGUUAUCGUUGUCAAAUCUCAAAUACCAGCGAACAACUCGAAUUUCAAGUUGAGGUUCUAGAAUCUGGUUUACGAGGAGGAUUUCAUGAGAAUAUCUCUUAUGAUCACUCGAAAUGUUGUCAAGAUAAAGGGAUCUCAAAUAUGUGUCGAGCAAUGUGUAAACCAUCGGAUAUGGGGAAUUUUCAUUUCGAUCCAACGAGCUGUAAAACGGAUGAUUACAAGAAUUUCUUGUCUUGUGCAACGGAUGGAGGGAAAAGAAGUCAUGUGCAUUGUUGCAAAAUUCAAAUGGUUCCCUCGUUUUGCUAUGAUUUUUGUAGCGCUGAUUUUCAGAUGCUCCGUCGUUCUCAUCGCUUAUGCCUCUACUAUCUUCCCGAAAUCUUCGAAUGUUACAAUCGUGCUUAUCUACCCUAUCCUGAUGCUCCGGAAGACGUGAUGGUGAAUGCGAUCGAGCAUAAUCAGCUUUCCGUUUGCUGGAAACCACCACCAAUCCAGCCAACGAAUAAGGAUUUCCCAGUGAAGAACUACACGGUUUUCUACAAACAAAUCCUAUCUUUCCCCUUCUUUCCCGGACUUGAUGAUUCUGGAAGUGACCUACCUUUCCUUGCUGGCGGAGAUUAUGGAGAGUUGACGGAUAUUAUUGAUGAUGAUUAUGAGAUAAAUGGAGAGAUAAAUGGGGACAAUGUCCCAUCACCGCCCACUCUUCCUCCAGUACCUGCCUUGAGACCGAAAAGAUGGUUGGAGAAGCGAGAAAUCGAAGUGGAGAUUAAUGGGAAACGAGUGAAAAGACAAACGAUGGUGUUAGUGACAAGAGAUGAAUCAUCCAAUACAACAACAGUCAGGGAAUUCAAAUACGAAAAUGUGACGACAAAUGCGACUUGUUUCACGCUAAAGGAUCUCCGAAGCGCCACAAGAUAUUCAAUCUAUGUGACAGCGAGAAAUGACUAUGGAGAAUCAGUGCCUUCACUCCGAAGUGUCACCUUGACGAACGUACACACAAUCACUAAUGGAACCUCUCUCCCCAAUACACCAAAAUGUUGCCGUGAAGCAAAUGUUUCGGAAUUUUGUGCUGCCAAAAUGUGUGAUCCGACUCAAUCUGUCAAUCUUCUCUCAACAAUCUCCAUUUCAACGGGAUGUAGACAAGAAUGGCCAAAGGUCUCUCCUUGCAUUGCCGAUGGACGAAAUCAUACCGAAUGCUGUAAAAAGCUCGGUGUUCAGGCUGAAUGUCUACCGGUUUGUGCUGGAUCGACAGAAGAAUUGAGCAUGAAUGCAAUGCUUUGUCUCAAUCUCGAUUUGAGCACAAUCUAUCAGUGUAUGAGAGAAGGAUAUGAAACCCAUCCCUCUCCACCAAUGAAUGUUACUGUUGAUCAGAUUAAAGAGAAGAGCGUUGUCAUCUCAUGGAGUGAUCCGGCUGCAAACAGUCAUCUUGUCGAGAGUUUCACGAUACUUUUAAAGAGGAAUCUUCAUGGAGCUGAAAUUAAACGAUUUGAAAACGUGACCUCACCCUAUAAAAUCGACGAUUUGGAAAUGGAUGCCUCAUACACGGUUUCUGUCAAAUCUCACUCAUUCAAAGGCACCUCACUCCCAUCGACUGCAAUUCUUUUCCAAACCGCUCCACCAAUGGAUCAAGUUUGCCCAAUAGGUGAACCCUUGUUACUUGAUAGUGGAGCUCGUUUCCGAUGCUCUGACAACUCUCCAUGCCCUCUUAGCUACACUUGCACAGAAUUUGAUGACUCUGGAUAUUGCUGUUUACAACAAAGCGAAACUUCAACAGAUUUCCAUUCGUGUUGCUCGAGUCGAUCACUGAAAGAUGAAUGCCUUGAAACAUGUCUCUACAAUUCGACAUCUUUCCCGGAAACUUGCAUCUCGCAUUUGAAUACGUGGGUUCAAUGCGGAUCUGAGGGACAUGAUCAUAGUAGAUGUUGUGAACAGAGUGGAUUACCGAAAGAGUGCAUGACUGGAUGCAGACAUCCAUUCGAGCUACCUGAAAAUUGCUCUACUUAUACGGAAAAACUUCGAUACUGUUUCGCCACCCAUUUAUCGAGACAACCGACACUUGUCAAGAAUCUGCACACAGUGCGAGUUGGAGAGAAGAAUGUGGUGCUUGUAUGGGAUGCAUCAAUGAAUGCGAAUGAAUACGAAGUUCAGCUCUUCGACAUUGACAAUACAACAAGGAGAAAGAAUGUGACAAAACCGAGAUACGAGAUCACUGAUCUAGCACCAGGACGGGAAUACAAGGCUCGAGUGAUCGCGUUCAAUGUGGCUAGUAGCAGUCCACCAUCGUGGAACAUUAGCUUCAUAACACUACCUGAAGAUUCAAUUGCGAACGAACCUUUGGCUCCAUCGGGUUUAAAAAUCGUUUGGAAUUACGGAACUCGAGUUAAUGUCACAUGGCAAAAAGUGAACAAGAAGAUGGAUGGAUCAGCGUUGGGAGGGAAACCCGAGUACGCUGUCAGCUAUAUUUGUUCAGACCAUGAUAAUACAUGGGCUGUGAUUAAAACGAAUGAAACUUGGGUAGUGUUGACGCAUUUGAUCGAGGAUAAAAGAUAUUUGGUGUAUGUGGUGGCCACAGUGAAAGGACAACCAUCAAAGAGCUCAUCAGUGAUCACCAUUCUUGCGCAACAAGAUUCAAUGGGUUUGCCAGAGCCGACAAUAAAACUGAUGCCAAAUGAAGGAGUGUACAAGAUUGGGGAGAAGAUCACCGUUGAGUGCAGUGUUGAAACGAAUGAGAAAAAUCUUAGUAUCGAGAUUACGUCUGCUGGAAAAAGAUUCCAUAACGAUCGACAAAUGAAUUUCCUUUCUAAAGAGAUCGAGAUAUCAAAGGAAAUCGAUACAAUCGCUUGUUUGGUUUCGGAUAAAGAUGGACGACAAAAUGUGCAAAUGAGAAAUAUCGUUAUUAUAUUUGGUCCAAUCCUUCAAGUGGAUCGAGGAAUCGUGCAUGCUUUUGAUGAUAUGAGUGCCCGAAUCUCUUGCACAGUUUCCGGAUUUCCAAUUCCAAAUGUUCAUUUUGAAAAGGACUCAAAAUCGAUUGGACAUGGUCACGGUGAGGAAAUCAAAAUUCGAAACCCGUCCAUUCACACCUAUCAAUACACGUUGAUUCUUCGAAAUGCAACGAAUCAAGCCGGUCUCUAUCAUUGUAUCGCUGAGAGAAACGGGACACACAGCGAGGGAAUCAUCGAGCUCAUUACCGAGAAACCGAUUGAACUUCCGGUGAAUCCUCGUAAGAUUUUCAAUUGUUGCAAAGAAAAAGGAAUCACUGGUGAUUGCCUUGAGGCGUGUGCUAUUGGAAAGGUUGCGAGCAAUUUGACUUGUAAAGAGCAUGCAAAAUCAAUGUUGAAAUGCGCAGAUGAUGUGAGAGAUCACAGUGAUUGUUGUGUGAUGAAAGGUGUCAAAGGACGAUGUUUGGCGUUAUGUUCGGGAGAUUCGGUGGCUGAGAAUGUCGACUGUACACAGUAUGCUCUUCCAAUCAUGGAAUGCUUCAUAAUCAGUCACGAAUCCAGCCCACAACAACCACAAAAUCUCGACUAUAAACCAAUCGAUACGAAUAAGAUUCGAGUGACAUGGGGUGAUCCAUCUGCCGCGAACAACUUGGUCUUUUACGCUAUCUACUAUAAGAAAAGAGAUACUGAGGAUGAUUUCACAAUGGUGAAGACGGCAACACAAUCGGUGGAACUCAAAGUAGACUCAGAGAGCACUUAUGAAAUUGGAAUCAUCGCCGCCAACGCCUUUGGCCAUUCACCAAUCAAAUUCUUGACAUCUUCUCCAUUUACUUACAGUCGAUCGGAUAGUAACAACUCGUUCCUCUAUAUCGUCUUCUUAUUGGUGGCUUGCAGCAUUGUAGUCAUUGGUAUUAUGCUUCUCGGAAAGAGAAAAAAUUUGGUGCCCGCUAUUUUCAAAAGACAGCAAUUCAACAACAAUGAUCCAACCGUAGCUUUUGAGAAUCCUGCUUUCAACAGCGAGGUGGAGAUUCGCGGUCUAGGUGAUGGGGGUGCGCGAGCAGAGCGCGAGACCGACUGGCACAGUCAAGAUCUGCAGCCUUCUAAUGCAACGGAUCGAAAUGGAAUGCGAUACUCAAAAUUGGAAACA